Desarmillaria tabescens is the source of this 1255-nucleotide messenger RNA. RefSeq lists its product as uncharacterized. NCBI's taxonomy places the organism in Eukaryota, Fungi, Basidiomycota, Agaricomycetes, Agaricales, Physalacriaceae. The coding region runs from base 156 to 1046 and encodes 296 amino acids. The record is from RefSeq and is a predicted model, not a curated record. The transcript is spliced from 8 exons. Gene Ontology annotation, molecular function: metalloendopeptidase activity.
UUGCCUGCACUCGCCGUCUUCGCCACUGCUGCCUUCGCCCGUCCCUAUAAGAGGUCAGAUGGUCUAACUGUCGACGUCUCCGGACCUGGAAGCAGAGUUGGCUCAAUCGAGGAUCUAAAAUUCACUGCAACAGAUCACGAACACGAACCCAGGAGAUGUCAAGGUUCCUCAAGUACGGGACCGUUCUCGAUGGUCUCCCAUCACGCUCGUUUAGCGUCACAAAAGAUGGCGUACCGGUUGACUUCACCGGUGUCAAGCUCAAUGUCGCCGUGAGUGACAGCGCAUAUACCACCAUCCCAAGCGGAGGAAAUGUCACAGUCGAGCACAAUGUGGCGGAUCUCUACGACUUUGCUUCCGCCGGCAAGGGUACGUUUGCUUUUGAGCCCAUCACCGACUUCCACGUGGUCGGUGCGGAGGAGCGUGUUGCUUCUGAGGUCUCCGCCUUCAAAGCAAUUGCCGAAGUUAUCGAAGUUGAGAUCACCAGCGACGUCACCAGGCGGUCACUCAAGCGCUCGACGGACGUCUGCACGAAUGAAACACUCUCUGGGUUCAUUAAUGCAAGUUACGUCGAAGCAAAAGAACUCGCCUCAGUCUCGUUGGAUUACAUCAGCACCUUGGGCAACAGUACGAACAAUACGAUGACCGCCUACUUUAGCACCAACCCAGCCCAGAAUGUCACUGAUAAGCUCCAACUCGUUUUGGAUGAGAACGACUCUUCGCGAACUUUGAACUGCUUAGAUGAAUACGGGGUAUGCGACGGAAACGUCAUCGCAUAUACGGUCAUCGACACUACGGACAUCUACUUCUGUGGCAUCUUCUUCGAUGAGGUUCCUUCCACUGAUCUUUGCAAUGGAGUCACUACUGUCGCGACGAGGAACAUUCGUGGUGGGACCCUACUUCACGAGCUCACCCAUGCCGUAGCUGAUACGGAGGACGUCACCUACGGAUGCGCUACUGAUCAGCGUCUCACCGCAGCGCAACAGAUUAUAAAUGCGGAUAGCUUCAAUUGCUUUGUGACACAGGUCUACAGUGACACGCAGUGUUGAAUACGGAGCCGUCAAGCCCGGGAUGACUUAUUCUUGUACUUAUGCUGAAACGAACAGUUUAUAUAUGAAAAGAAGUGCUCUCUUCGCUUUUUACUCUUAGCCAUUCUGAGGCUUGUCAAAUGUAUGCUCAUUACUUCUAUUAACCCUAGCCUUCGUGCCGGUGGUUCUCACAAAAUAACUGCUGGUUUCAUCUGCUUCGUCGCGAAGUG